AACUAGAAAACAUUCAUACAAUUUAAUUCGGGAAGCGUUGAUCAUUCGUUUAACGGUGGAGUCCUGAGUAGCACGCGAAUCUCGGUCUCUGGUAAUUUAUUUAAAAAAAAAAAAGAUAAAAACAAAUUAAGACUUAAAUUAAGCUACUUAAAGAGGGACUUGCGUAAUAGCUCAUACAGAAAAAAUAAUAAAUGCAGACAAACAGAAACAAUUAAACGAAAAAAAAAACUAUACACAAAAACUCCUUAAAGUGUCCUUUAAUUUAAUAAACAUCACUUUGCACAUUUCGAAAAUAUAGCAACAAAUUCGAAGUGAUAAAUUCCAUUAAGGGUUUACGUUUGACGGAUUAUCGUCCUCAACGCAGCACACACCAGGAACGUUUACGUAUCAAGGAUCUAUAUUUUACCUUCAAAAUGCCCACGGUUGCUGAAGAAUCUAUCGAUGCUUUCCAGAACUACUAUGCCCGUCCACCAGAGAGACCAAAGAAGAAGUCAUUCAAACAAAUGGUUUAUGAUCCCGAGACAAGUGAAUAUUUUGGCAGAACCAUUGAAAGCUGGGCAAAAAUUGGUGUGUUCUAUACAGCAUUUUAUGGAGUUUUAGCGGCGCUGGUAGCCAUCUGUAUGUGGGCAUUCUUUCAAACUUUGGAUCCUCGUAUACCAAAAUGGACAUUGGAUGGUUCAUUAAUAGGAACAAAUCCAGGCCUUGGCUUUAGACCUCUACCACCCACAGAUAAUGUUGAGAGCACCUUGAUUUGGUACAAGGGCACCCAUCAUGAAAACUUCAAGCAAUGGACAGAUGCUUUGGAUGAAUUUUUGGAUGUUUACAAAGUACCCGGUUUAACACCCGGCCGUGGUCAGAACAUUUACAACUGUGACUACAAUCAGCCACCACCAAAGGGCCAGGUCUGCGAUGUGGACAUUAAGGCCUGGUCUCCCUGUACCAAAGAAAAUAACUACAGUUAUCACAAGAGUUCGCCGUGUGUUUUCUUGAAAUUGAAUAAAAUUUAUGGUUGGAUACCAGAGUUUUAUAAUGAUUCAGCUGACUUGCCAGAAAAUAUGCCUAGAAAUCUUAAGACCUACAUUGCUGAUGUCCAAAAGAAUGAGUCACACAAGAUGAACACUAUUUGGGUUUCAUGCGAGGGUGAAAAUCCUGCUGAUCAGGAAAAUGUGGGCCCUGUAGACUAUUUGCCCGUGCGUGGUUUCCCCGGCUACUUCUAUCCCUAUCAAAAUUCAGAGGGUUAUUUAAGUCCUUUAGUGGCUGUACAUUUCCAAAGACCAAAACGCGGUAUUAUUAUCAAUAUUGAAUGCAAAGCAUGGGCUCGCAAUAUCAUACACGAUCGCAAGGAUAAAUUAGGCUCAGUACAUUUUGAACUUUUAAUAGACUAAAGUCUCAAUGAAAGCUUUUUAUUUAUAAAUUUUAAAUUAUUUUAAAUUUUACCAACGAACAAUUCAAAAAAAAACACCAUCAAUAAAAUUAAUUUUUUUUUCGCUUAAGCACAAAACUUCAACAGUUAGAAAUCGAUAGAUUUUAUUAAAAUAUAAAUAAAUAAAUACCAAGCACAGUUUUAUUAAUUACAAAUGAAAUUAAGAGAAGAAAAAAAAACACGAAUAAUUAAAUAAUUGUUGUUACUUUAUUUUAAAGUAAACUGCCAUUCACCAAAUAUUUAAAGCAAAACCAAUCCAAUUACACAAAUUACUAUUUAUAUAAAUAUAAUUACAAUACAUACAUAUAAUUAUUUUUCUUUUUAAUUUAAUUUCGAGUGUAUAAAUUGUUGUUGCUAAAUGAAGAUAAAGUUUAAAAAAAUAAUAAAAAAUCUAAGUAGAGAUAAAAGAAAAGAAUCUAACUGGGCAUUAAAGAGAUAAAUUAAACAAAUUAAGAGAAGCAUCUUCAAAUAUGUAGUUGAGUGUGUGUGUGUGAUUUACCCCACAAAAAAAAUUAAGUAAAUUAAAUGUAAAAUUUACUUACAUACAUAAAGUUAUUGUAUAUUUAACAAAAAAAACAAGCAGUGACUAUAAAAAAGUCAUAUAAUUUUUAUUAAUUAUUACUACCUACUAUUAUUUUACUUUAUUUAUCUCUCUCUUUUGCUUUUAAUGUUUAAACUUUAAUGUAAUUUUUAAACAAACAAAAGUAUGAAAAAUAUUAAGUUAAAUUAUAUAAAUUUAAAUGAUAGUGUCAUGAAAGCUUCUAGCAAUGUACAAGUUAGUUUAAUCUCAAACCGCUCAAAAGUCCCAAGUCCUCCAAAUGGAAUCUUCCACAGACAAAAAAAAUACACAUCCCCUCCCUUCCUUUAUUAUAUAGCCCCCUAAAUGCAUACUACAUACAUACAUAAAAUUUAUUAAUUAUUAUGACGACAAACAAACAAAUUCAAUUAGUUUUGAAUGUUUUUAAAAUAAUACAAAAUAUGGUUUAAUUUUUUUAAGUUUAAAUUAAUAAAAAUUUAACAAAAUAAAGAAAAAAAAAAGAAAAAA
Molecule: messenger RNA, 2468 nt
Organism: Calliphora vicina (urban bluebottle blowfly)
Lineage: Eukaryota; Metazoa; Arthropoda; Insecta; Diptera; Calliphoridae
Gene: nrv2
Product: nervana 2
Exons: 6
Coding region: 414-1385 (323 amino acids)
Biological process (GO): potassium ion import across plasma membrane; intracellular potassium ion homeostasis; sodium ion export across plasma membrane
Cellular component (GO): sodium:potassium-exchanging ATPase complex
Molecular function (GO): ATPase activator activity
Source: RefSeq, a predicted model, not a curated record